This is a messenger RNA of Ilex paraguariensis (yerba mate), 936 nucleotides long. The record is from the annotation of a GenBank genome assembly. NCBI's taxonomy places the organism in Eukaryota, Viridiplantae, Streptophyta, Magnoliopsida, Aquifoliales, Aquifoliaceae.
AUGGUGAAAGUAAACGGCAUAAAGAUGCACAUAGCAGAGAAAGGAGAAGGUCCAGUGGUUGUCUUCCUCCAUGGCUUCCCUGAGAUCUGGUACACAUGGCGCCACCAGAUCACCGCCUUGGCCGCCUUAGGCUACCACGCAGUAGCCCCUGACCUCCGAGGCUACGGUCAAACUGAUGCUCCCACUUCAAUUACCAGUUACACAUGUUUUCACGUCGUGGGAGACAUUGUUUCCCUCAUCAACUCGUUUGGAGAAGAUCAGGUGUACGUAGUCGGACAUGACUGGGGUGCUAUGUUGGCAUGGUACUUGUGCUUGUUCCGACCUGAGAAGGUGAAGGCAUUCGUGUGCCUCAGCGUGCCGUUCCGGCCAAGACAUCCGACUAUGAAGCCUGUUCCGGCCUUGCGAGCUUUCUUUGGGGACGACUACUAUAUGUGCAGAUUUCAGGAACCUGGAGAGAUUGAAGCUGAAAUUGCACACUAUGGUUCUGCACAAGUACUCAGGAAAAUUCUAACAGAUCGCAAACCAGGUCCACCGUGCCUGCCUAAAGAUAAUCCAUUCGGAAUCCGUCCCAAUUCUCCACCUCCGACGUUACCCUCUUGGUUUUCGGAAGACGACCUUAAAUAUUAUACCGAUAAAUAUGAGCUCAAGGGCUUUACUGGAGCAUUGAACUACUACCGAGCAUUGGAUUUGAAUUGGGAACUCACUGCCCCUUGGACUGGAGUACAGGUGAAAGUGCCUGUGAAAUUCAUUGUUGGGGAUCAAGACAUGAUGUAUACUACUGCAGGAGGGAAGGAAUAUGUACACAGUGGCACUUUCAAAAAAGAUGUGCCUAUGCUAGAGGAAAUUGUUGUGAUGGAAGAGGUUGGUCACUUUAUCAACCAAGAAAGAGCAGAGGAAAUUAACUUUCACAUUCAUGAUUUCAUCAAGAAGUUCUGA